UUCCCACAGCCGAUACGCACAGAGCCUUGCCCGGGACCUGGGUGAUUCGGAUCCGUAGCCCUGAGCGAAGUGACCACACCGGGUUGGAAAGCCUACGGAAAGAGUGAGGGACGCAGCAUGCAGUGGAUAAACAAGAGAGAGUAGAGUCUGGACUGGAAGAGAGGGAGAUCCUAUUUCAUUUGGGUAUCAAUUUGAGUCCGUGGCGCAAAGAAGGAAAGGGUGUAUGCGUAUGGGUUUAGUUUGAAGGGCGAGUGCGUUGCGCAUAGGGAGAGUGUAAUUGGGAUGAGAGCUCAAGUCAGGGAGCCAGCAGGUCUGACAUUCAAAGCCUCUUAACGGCAGGUGGAGGGAAGAUCGACCUGGUGGAGUGAGAGUGUUUUUUUUCUUCCGAGGAGAGACCCACCCUGGACACCGCACCAAGAGGGAGAAGCCGGGGAGAGGGGUCGAGGCGGGGCGGGCAGGAGGAACUCCACAAGGGGAACAAUACAAGUUAGGCAAUAAUGCUUUCUCUCAAGCCUAGUACGAAACGAUGAACUGGCGCUUAAAGAUAGCCGAGAAAGGGAUAUUAUAGAGAAGAGGGGAUACUGCCUCGUUGUUUGUCCUCGAUCCUGUGACGUUGAGAUGGAGAGAGAAAGAGCGCACGGACGAAAUCCGGUUGAUUGCUGCAGCGGAGGUGCGAGGAGCUGCGCCAGGACGGAGAUGAGGAGAGAUCGGCGCUGGAGACAGCAGUGGACCGUGAUUUUUCUCAUCGCCCUCGCUCUGCAGCCGCAAGCUGUGUGUGCAGUGGGGAUGUUUGAGCUGCAGAUCCGUCACUUCCAGAACCCCCAAGGUGUGCUGCAGAGUGGAGAGUGCUGUGACCUCCAGGCCACCGAGGGGCAGCGCUGCUCUCCCAGGGACCAGUGUGACACCUUCUUCAAGGCCUGCCUCAAGGAGUACCAGGCCCGCGUCGUCCCCACCGGAGCCUGCACCUUCGGGGCGGGCAGCACCACCGUCCUGGGGGGCAACACCCAGUCCCUCCGUCAUCGAGGUCAUGACGGAGGAGGGGGAGGAGGGGGAGGAGGAGGGGAUGUCACUACAGGACACAUUGUCAUUCCCUUCAAAUACGCCUGGCCGAAAUCUUUCUCCUUGGUGUUAGAGGCUCUGGACCAUGACAACAAAACAUCCGAAUCAGGUCAGGCUGGUCUGAUCGAGCGUGUCCUCCUGUCCUCCAUGUUGAAUCCCGGCGAGCAGUGGCAGACGUACCGUCACCACGGACGCUCGCUCAGCCUGGAGUACCGCCUGCGGUACCGCUGUGACCUCAACUACUACGGCCCCUUCUGCAACAAGUUCUGCCGGCCCCGGGACGACUUCUUCGGACACUUUGACUGUGACGUCAGCGGCAUCAAGGUCUGCAAGGAGGGCUGGACCGGACCGGAGUGUCGAGAAGCGGUGUGCAGACAGGGGUGCCACCAGAUCCAUGGCUCCUGCUCUGUGCCUGGAGAAUGCAAGUGUCACUACGGCUAUGAGGGUGCUCUGUGUCACCGGUGUAUGACGUUCCCAGGCUGCGUCUACGGGAGCUGCGUUGAACCCUGGCAGUGUGUGUGUGACGUCAACUGGGGAGGCCUGCUGUGUGACAAAGAUCUGAACUACUGCGGUACCCACCGGCCCUGUAAGAAUGGGGGCACCUGUUCCAACACAGAGCCUAACGAGUACCAGUGUGAGUGCCAAGAGGGCUUCCGCGGGCGCAACUGUGAUAUCGUGGAGCAUGCGUGUCUCUCGUCCCCCUGUGCGAACGGGGCCACCUGUGCGGAGGAACCGUCGGGUUUCAGCUGUGUCUGUGCGGACAGCUGGACCGGACACACCUGCGCCGACGCGGCGCGGCAGUGUGACUCAAACCCGUGUGGGCGAGGGGCGACGUGCCAGGAGUCUCCAGAGGGGUUCCGGUGCCUCUGCCCCCCCGGCUGGACUGGCAGAACCUGCCAACUAGACACCAACGAGUGUGACACGGGUGUGUGUGUCCAUGCCCGCUCCUGCCGUAAUCUGAUUGGUGGAUACCUGUGCGAUUGCCUGCCAGGCUGGGCGGGGCCUACCUGUGACGUCAGGAACAGCAGCUGCCAGGGGUUAUGUCUAAACGGAGGUCACUGUGAGGACUCUGUGUCAGGCUCACACUGCCUGUGUGUACCCAGUUUCUCUGGGAAGCACUGCCAGACUGGCCCCAGUCCCUGUGACAGCACCCCCUGUCAGCACGGAGGCCAGUGUGUGGACACGGAGGGCAGGGCGGAGCUGUGUAGCUGUCCCAUGGGCUACUCAGGGACGUACUGCGAGAUGGUGGUGGAUCUGUGCAAUCCCAACCCAUGCCAGCAGGGGGUGCCCUGUCAGAGCACCGACGGGGGGUACACGUGUGCCUGCCCCGAGGGUUACUAUGGUAAUGAGUGCACGAGCCUUAAGGACCCUUGUCAUGGCCAACACUGUCCAGGUGCCAUGUCAGACCCGGCUCGUGGAGGGGUCCAUCUCUACAUGGUGUUGGUGGGAGUGUCAGCGUUAGUAACGGCGUGCGGCUGCGCAGCCUGCGCCCUCCUCCUCUCCCGUCUCCACCGACGACGGAAAAAGACACAGGGCGGGCCCCAGGAGGAGGGCAUCAACAACCAGAGAGAGUUCGUCACCCUCGUCCGAAACCUGGACCGCCCCGCGCCCCUCCUGCCCCCUCUCACCCCCAACACCACCGCCCACACCCCUGUCCCUGUCCCUGUACCUCGCUUCUGCGAAGAGAUCGAGCUCACUCUGCCCCCUCCCCGGCCCCCUCACACCCCUCCCCUGCACUCAAACCAUCAAACCACGCGCCCAAACAGGACAUCUCCAACCGUGAGAGGGAGAAGCUCAACCGCUUCCACUACUCAGACAAACAGGAACUGGAGGUGUGACCUUUGGACCUUUCAACCGUCUAGAGGCUUUUAUUAUUUUGCGCCCGCUUCUCUCUGACCGGGCCCUGGGCCUGGGCCCCGGCCCGGUGGCAUGUUGCACAGGUUCCUGUGGCGAUGACCUCACCCCGACCCAUCCCUCUGUGAGUUGACUCCUCAUCUUUUGUGAGCUGAUAUUGUCAUCUGCUAAUUGGCAUAAAUUAUUGUUGUAGAAUGCUGGGCCUACGAGGUAGCUAAGCAGAUCUAUUUUGGGGACCGACCUCGCCAACACCCAGAAACAGCAUGGCGGGGAACUUUUUACAUCAUGCCCUUCUGAACUGCUGACCCCGGAGCUAAUCUUACGAGGGUUGGCCUUUGAGUUAAGAGUCUGGCCUGUGUCUGAGUGUCUCUGUGUUGUAUGGGGACUCAUGUAGACGGGAACAACUGUGAGGAGCCCUGUGAGCCAUUCCCCAGGUUUUAAUGUCCCUCUGUAGGCACCCCACUGCCCUGGUUGCCCUGGAAGGCCUGGAUGGCCUGUCACUGACAUAUGUAACUGGACCUCUACAGGAACUCCAGCCCUGCGCUGUUGCCUUCUGGGCGGCAGCAACCGACAGGGGAUGUGAGGGAAGGGCAAAGUGGUUUUAAUUCCAAUUAGUCCAUUUCCACAUUAAUUAUUGAAGGAUAAACUGUGGUAUAAAUAUUGUGUGUGUGUGUAUGCAUGUGUCUGCGUGUGUCUGUGUGUGUCUGUGUGAGGUGUGUGUUGGUCUCUGUGUGUCUCUGUGCGUUGGUCACUGUGUGUCUCUGACACAGGCGGACAGCAUGUGUCAGUCUGAGGUGUGUGUGUGUGUGUGUGUGUGUGUGUGAUAAGCAUUACAGAGCUUCAUGCCUGUUGCCAGGAGAAAGAGAGAAAAUGACUGAAGGCGCAAAAGAG
This is a messenger RNA of Oncorhynchus tshawytscha (Chinook salmon), 3804 nucleotides long. Its product is annotated as protein jagged-1b. Gene Ontology annotation, cellular component: plasma membrane; protein-containing complex. The coding region runs from base 619 to 2955 and encodes 778 amino acids. Gene Ontology annotation, molecular function: calcium ion binding. The transcript has 13 exons. Gene Ontology annotation, biological process: heterophilic cell-cell adhesion; cell communication; establishment or maintenance of epithelial cell apical/basal polarity. NCBI's taxonomy places the organism in Eukaryota, Metazoa, Chordata, Actinopteri, Salmoniformes, Salmonidae. The record is from RefSeq and is a predicted model, not a curated record.